GCCUUGGAUCGAAGGUCGUGAUUCCAGCCUGCAAGGAGUUGCUUGGGUGAUUGCCAUAUCUCCUUCCCAAGAGAUGGCGAUGGCCUGGAAGGAGGAGGAAGAGGAGUUGGGGGAGCGUAAUGGAUCCGCCAGGAUUGACAUCAGGAGCGCUACUCCUGCCGACUCCGGCCAUGCCCGGCUGCACCAGCUCGGCUACAAGCAGGAACUCAAGCGUGAUCUCUCAGUGCUGUCCAACUUCGCCUUCUCCUUCUCCAUCAUCUCCGUGCUCACCGGCAUCACUACACUGUACAACACCGGCCUCCGGUUCGGCGGGACGGUCACCAUGACCUACGGCUGGUUCGUGGCGGGGAUCUUCACCAUGUCCGUGGGGCUCUCCAUGGCGGAGAUCUGCUCGUCGUACCCCACGUCCGGCGGCCUCUACUACUGGAGCGCCAGGCUCUCAGGGAAGCAAUGGGCGCCCUUCGCCUCAUGGAUGACCGGCUGGUUCAACAUUGUAGGCCAGUGGGCUGUUACAACCAGUGUAGACUUCUCAUUAGCUCAAUUGCUUCAAGUAAUUAUCCUGCUCAGCACUGGUGGAAACAAUGGAGGAGGAUACUUCGCUUCCAAAUAUGUAGUCAUUGGUUUCCAUGGGGGCAUUCUCUUAGUCCAUGCCAUAAUAAACAGUCUUCCUAUAUCUUGGUUAUCAUUCGUUGGACAGUUAGCUGCUGCAUGGAACGUAAUAGGUGUUUUUGUACUUAUGAUCCUCAUACCUACCGUUGCUACCGAAAGAUCCAGUGCCAGAUUUGUCUUCACUCAUUUCAACACCCAAAAUGAUGCUGGAAUCCACAGCAAACUUUACAUCUUUGUUUUAGGACUUUUGAUGAGCCAAUACACAUUGACAGGAUAUGAUGCAUCUGCUCAUAUGACAGAGGAAACGAAAUCUGCAGACAAGAACGGCCCGAAAGGAAUCAUUAGCUCCAUCGGCAUAUCGAUCAUCGUCGGCUGGGCUUACCUGCUCGGAAUCACAUUUGCAGUCACCAACAUUCCCGACCUCUUGAGCAUUGACAAUGAUGCUGGAGGUUAUGCCAUUGCUGAGGUAUUCUAUCUGGCCUUCAAGAACAGAUAUGGCACGGGCGUUGGGGGAAUCAUUUGCUUGGGAGUUGUGGCCGUCGCCAUAUUUUUCUGUGGCAUGAGCUCAGUGACAAGCAACUCCAGGAUGGCGUACGCCUUCUCGCGAGAUGGAGCGAUGCCUCUGUCCUCGUUUUGGCACCGAGUGAACCGACAAGAGGUCCCCAUCAACGCGGUUUGGCUCUCUGCUUUGGUCUCCUUCUGCAUGGCACUGACGUCUCUGGGAAGCUUGGUGGCGUUCCAAGCGAUGGUGUCGAUCGCCACCAUCGGGCUUUACGUUGCGUACGCGAUGCCAAUCUUCUUCAGGAUCACGCUGGCACGCAACUCCUUCGUUGCGGGGCCCUUCAGCCUCGGUCGAUAUGGCGUGAUGGUGGGUUGGGUUGCUGUUCUUUGGGUAGCGACCAUCACGAUCCUCUUCUCCUUGCCGGUUGCGUACCCCAUCACGAAGGACACUCUCAACUACACCCCGGUGGCGGUCGGCGGCCUGCUCAUCCUCACCGUGGGAUCAUGGCUGCUGAGCGCAAGACACUGGUUCAAGGGGCCCAUCACAAACAUCAACACUUGAGAACUGAGUCGUCGUCGUCUUCCUCAUUGGUUACAGAAAGCACAGUUGAAAGUUGUAGUUCUCAGUGACUGUUACCGGAAUUUGAGCCAUUACAUUACACCAACUUUGUGCUGUGCCAUUUUACGUGCAGCAGGAAGAACAUGAGGAGAACAGAGUUGUUACGCUUCAAAUUGAAUUGUUGACUUGCCAUGUA
Messenger RNA from Musa acuminata subsp. malaccensis (wild Malaysian banana), 1865 nucleotides. RefSeq names its product amino-acid permease BAT1 homolog. The record is from RefSeq and is a predicted model, not a curated record. NCBI's taxonomy places the organism in Eukaryota, Viridiplantae, Streptophyta, Magnoliopsida, Zingiberales, Musaceae. Gene Ontology annotation, biological process: transmembrane transport; gamma-aminobutyric acid transport. Gene Ontology annotation, molecular function: L-alanine transmembrane transporter activity; L-lysine transmembrane transporter activity; L-glutamate transmembrane transporter activity. Gene Ontology annotation, cellular component: membrane.